AUGGGUAACUCCACGCAACCGAACAACCCAUUGCAGCCUCCUCCACUGCCAAAGGCCUUCUCAGAGACACGGCUAUCAACAGGAAAAGCUCCCAUACCGGACAAGGAGAAAGAAGCUGUGCGUCAGCAAGAGCAAGAAGGAAUUUCGACGUUUGCGCUACAGAAGCCCAAGGCUGAGGCGAUAGGUCCGAGCAGGUCCGAAACGCCGACAACGUCGACAGUAACCAGCGGUAACCCAAGUCCCAAGGCUGAGGCAACAGUCUCAAGCACCACUGAAGAGCCGUACACGCCAGUAGUGAGCAAGAAGAAAAGGAGGCAAAGGAAGAAUAGUGGAGGGUAG
This is a messenger RNA of Alternaria ethzedia, 339 nucleotides long. RefSeq lists its product as uncharacterized. The coding region runs from base 1 to 339 and encodes 112 amino acids. The record is from RefSeq and is a predicted model, not a curated record. The transcript is spliced from 2 exons. Lineage: Eukaryota; Fungi; Ascomycota; Dothideomycetes; Pleosporales; Pleosporaceae.